This is a messenger RNA of Asterias rubens (European starfish), 950 nucleotides long. RefSeq lists its product as uncharacterized. The record is from RefSeq and is a predicted model, not a curated record. The coding region runs from base 262 to 903 and encodes 213 amino acids. Lineage: Eukaryota; Metazoa; Echinodermata; Asteroidea; Forcipulatida; Asteriidae. The transcript has 2 exons.
ACGCAAAUUCUUUAUUUCAUUGAAAACAGGAAUGAACAUUUUAACAAUAAACAGUGCAUGACAUGACAUCACUAUUACUCUGCACAUUUUUAACACUGAGUGUCACUAUUUCCUUCUGGUCACAUGUUGUAAAUGAGAAUUUCCCAACAGUUCAGACAUUGUUUACCAUAUCUACUGAGCAAUCCAUUUCUAGUCUAACAUUGUUCGACUGAGAGUUGUGAAUUAAAGUCUCCUGCUUGAAAUCUCUGACAAGCUACAACGAUGCUGAGUUGGUAUCUACCAGUUUUCAUUCUCUUAUUGACGCUACCAAACGAGGUUUCAUCAUUGCAGUGCUGCCCAACAUGCUCCGCACAGUCAAUCAGUCCUCUAAAUACCAACCAAUUACAGCAAAUAGAGAACCAACGAGAUAUCAUUAAAGCCAUGGAAGGAAAUCCACAGUUGGUGUAUGACAGAGUUCAUCAGAUCCCAAUAGUUCAGCUCACUCGCAACCAAGAAAAUCAAAUCAUUCGUAACUUCCCAUGGAUAUUUAAUUUGGGACUCCCACAAGGUGAGCGAAACAUUUCUGGACGAAGCGAAGACGGACCCGCACGAAGGAAUGUAGCAGGACAGUGCGAGUUAUUGGAAAGAGUUUGUCAGCCAAACCCAAUCUAUGAGCCGCUUGUUCUUGCACUACAAGAAGAUGGGGAUGUAGUUCAAAUAGUACAGAUUUCCAACCAGAAUCAAUACCAGUGGGUACUUGAUGAGGAAUGCCUGACCAAUCAAACACCUCCAAGCGAUCAAGUCUGCUGUAUUGCUCAACGAUUGGUCAAAGCAAUGUUCAUCAACCUUAGUCAAGCUUCAGCUCCAUUUGACUUCGCUCUCCUCAUUGUACAUAGUUGUGUCUCUUAUUAUUUCUACAUGUAGGUCAAAAUUCUAGGUGCCUAGUUAAACUGGGUUUAACUGGAACUAGU